This is a messenger RNA of Xenopus laevis (African clawed frog), 1899 nucleotides long. RefSeq names its product extracellular calcium-sensing receptor. The record is from RefSeq and is a predicted model, not a curated record. Lineage: Eukaryota; Metazoa; Chordata; Amphibia; Anura; Pipidae. The transcript has 4 exons. Bases 1 to 1899 code for a protein of 632 amino acids.
AUGCAGGUGGUAAAACAAGAAGUGCUCAAAGCUGGGGCUUGUGUUGCAUUUUUUGUAGAUAUAAUGACCAGCAAGCCUGACAGGAAUGCUCCCCAGAUUGCUCGGAUCCUCAGAGAGUCAACAGCUAAGGUUGUAGUUGCGAUGGCCUCUGAGGCUGAUUUUUAUAUUGUGCUAGGAGAACUCUUGAGGCAGAAUGUGACUGGCAUAGUCUGGGUAGGCAGUGAAGCCUGGGCAAGUUCCAGUUUAGUCUCUGCAAAAAUAUUUCAGGCUGUUUUGGUGGGCUCAGUUGGCUUUAGCAUCCACGCUGGUCAGAUAUCUGGGUUUGCAGAGUAUUUCGAAAGCCUCAAUCCAUCUUCAGAUCUUCAUGAUCCAUUCAUAAAGGAAUUUUGGGAACAUGCUUUCUCUUGUAAGUGGCUCGACCAGGAUGAUUUAGCCAACAAUGCCUCACACCAGUCAUGUACAGGGAAAGAAAAGUUGGGGAAUGUCAUGUUGAAAACAGACUUUCGACUUUCUCUCAAUGUCUACACUGCAGUUUAUGCAUUUGCUUGGGCCCUGCAUAAUCUAUAUGACUGUCAGCUUGGAAAAGGACCAUUUCAGCAUGGGAGCUGUGCCAACAUCUCCUUUUUCCAACCUUGGCAACUUUUCUACUAUGUUAAACAUGUCAAUUUUAAAACCAAAGAUGGGAACCAUAUAUUUUUUGAUGCUAAAGGGAACCCCCCACCAAUUUAUGAUAUUAUAAACUGGCGAGUGAGUGCUAAGGGCUCUACAGAGCAGAUUAUUGUAGGGAGUUAUGAUGCAGGUGCACCAGAUGGGAAGAAAUUACCUGUGAACACAUCUACAAUAUUAUGGAACACUGGUGAAACUCAGAUUCCUCUUUCCAGAUGCAGUGAAAGCUGUCCAGUAGGGUUUACAAAGUUGACAUUACCAGGAAAACCAAUCUGUUGUUUCCAAUGUGUUCGGUGUCCUCAAGGACAAAUAUCAAACCAAACAGAUGCUGUAAUGUGUCAGCAAUGUUCAUGGGAUACGUGGUCCAGUUUUCAACAAGACAAAUGCAUCCCAAAGGCAAUAGACUUUCUCUCCUAUGAAGAACUCUUGGGUUUAAGUCUAGCAGCAAUUUCUAUUUCUUCCUCAGUUGUUCCACUUUGCAUUACGAGCAUUUUUAGGUGUCAUAAAACCACACCAGUUGUCCGUGCCAACAACUAUUUGCUUAGUUGCCUUCUCCUGUUCUCCCUGUUCCUCUGUUUCCUUUGCUCUUUAGGGUUCAUUGGUUACCCACAAUCUGAAAUGUGUCUUCUGCGCCAGGUGGCAUUUGGGAUGGUUUUCUCUCUGUGUAUCUCUAGUGUUCUGGCUAAAACCAUCACUGUUGUUAUAGCUUUCACUGCAAUUCAGCCAGGCAGCAGGUUAAAAAGGUGGACAAGCGUUAAGGUGUCCUACUGUGUUGUUGCGUUUUGCAUGUGUAUUCAGUUAACUGUGUGCAUAGUGUGGCUUUCCUUCUCCCCUCCAUUUACAGAGUAUGAUAUCAAAACCCAACCUGGAGUGAUCAUAAUUAACUGCAAUGAAGGGUCACCCACUGCUUUCUGGUGCAUGCUGGGAUUUCUCGGCAUAUUGGCUUCUAUCAGUUUCAUUGUUGCUUUCCUGGCUAGGAGACUCCCUGACAGCUUCAAUGAAGCAAAAUUCAUUACAUUUAGCAUGCUGGCCUUUCUCACUGUCUGGAUAUCCUUUAUCCCAGCAUACUUCAGUGCACGGGGAAAAUACACUGUAGCCAUGGAGAUCUUUGCCAUCUUGUCUUCUACCUGGGCUAUGGUGGCCUGUAUUUUUAUGCCAAAGUGUUACAUCAUAUUGUUAAGACCUGAUAUCAACUCCAGAGAACUUCUCAUGAGAAAAGGCAGAGCCCAGUGA